This is a messenger RNA of Cicer arietinum (chickpea), 871 nucleotides long. RefSeq lists its product as uncharacterized. NCBI's taxonomy places the organism in Eukaryota, Viridiplantae, Streptophyta, Magnoliopsida, Fabales, Fabaceae. The record is from RefSeq and is a predicted model, not a curated record.
ACUCUUGUACUGUUAACCCAUCAACCCAAUUCAGCAAGUUUUUGUCUUUGUUGGAAAACAUCAUAACCCUUUUCAUCACUCACUUUCCCUUACAUUCUUCCUAAACCAAAACUCCUUGUUGUUAACAUUAUGAAGAACAAGAACAACCUCAGUUGCUGUUGUGUGUUGUUGCACUUUUUCUCUUGUCUCCUUUUGCCAGCUCUUGUUUUUUCCCACGUCCAUGGAAACCCUGCCAAUGACAUUGUUGAUAUUAUAAACAAGAACAGAACAGAUCAAAAGCUCCCUCUCUUGAAUGACUCUCCUGGUUUAGGGUGCAUGGCCUUACAAUAUGUUGAACUAUGCAAAGGAAACUGCACUGACAACAAUGUUGUUAACUGCAAACCUCCCGAAGACGAUUUCACCGAAGUCUUUGCUCCCAAUUGCGGUGUAGAGUUACCGACUUUUGGUACCAUAACCGGACUCAUUGUUGGUUGUCAAAGGAAAUACCUCGAACCAUCAUUAGCAUUUUCACAAGUUCUAAUUAAAGAUAAGAAAUCUUUGUCCUCUUUGACAAAUAAAUCACAUACUGAGAUAGGAGUAGGCCUUGUUGGAGUUCAUAAAGGACCUUUCUUUUGGUGUGUUUUGUUUAGUAAUGGAAAGGUUAACUCUACAUUUGUGCUUGAAAAUCGCGGUGAAGGGAUCAAACAAAAAAAAGGGUGUUAUAGUGGAAGCAAUACUCCAUGCAGUGGAGGACAGAAAAAUGGUGUUCCAUUUUUUGUCUUCUUUUUUAUUUGUUAUGUGUUCAUUCUGCUAUUUAAACUUUUGUGAUCAAUUUAUAGUAAUGCAAGAUCUUCACGUGACAAUUCUUGAAUUGUGUUUUUCUUUAAGUUCA